Ctenocephalides felis (cat flea) is the source of this 1395-nucleotide messenger RNA. Its product is annotated as splicing factor 3B subunit 4-like. NCBI's taxonomy places the organism in Eukaryota, Metazoa, Arthropoda, Insecta, Siphonaptera, Pulicidae. Gene Ontology annotation, molecular function: RNA binding. Gene Ontology annotation, cellular component: nucleolus; U12-type spliceosomal complex. Gene Ontology annotation, biological process: positive regulation of mRNA splicing, via spliceosome. The transcript has 6 exons. Bases 151 to 1317 code for a protein of 388 amino acids. The record is from RefSeq and is a predicted model, not a curated record.
UUAUCUUUGGUUAAAUCAGAUCUUGCUGUGCAUUGUGUCACUUGUAGCGGUUUGUUCGAUUAUAAUAUUUUCACGAAACAAUGAAAGUAAUAUUGAGAAACAAAUAAUACAGAUGUAGUUGAUUUCGUACAUUUUAUAGCAGUCUUCACGAUGGCCGCCGGUCCGAUAGCAGAAAGAAAUCAAGAUGCCACUAUUUAUGUUGGUGGUUUGGACGAUAAAGUCUCAGAAAGUCUUAUGUGGGAGUUAUUUGUUCAAUCUGGGCCUGUUGUGAAUGUCCAUAUGCCAAAAGAUCGUGUUACUCAAAUGCAUCAAGGAUAUGGAUUUGUUGAAUUUCUGGGAGAAGAAGAUGCAGACUAUGCAAUCAAAAUUAUGAACAUGAUAAAACUUUAUGGAAAACCAAUUAGGGUCAAUAAAGCUUCAGCACAUCAGAAAAAUCUUGAUGUCGGUGCCAAUGUGUUUAUAGGAAAUCUGGACACAGAAGUUGAUGAAAAAUUAUUGUAUGACACAUUUUCUGCUUUUGGAGUAAUUCUUCAAACGCCGAAGAUAAUGAGGGAUCCAGACACUGGUAAUUCAAAGGGUUUUGCAUUCAUAAAUUUUGCUAGUUUUGAUGCUUCUGAUGCUGCUAUUGAUGCAAUGAAUGGUCAACAUCUGUGUAAUAGACCUAUAUCGGUAUCAUAUGCUUUUAAAAAAGAAGCUAGGGGAGAGCGACAUGGUUCUGCUGCAGAACGUUUGCUAGCUGCACAGAAUCCAUUAUCACAAGCAGAUAGGCCUCAUCAAUUGUUUGCUGAUGCUCCAACUGGUGGCAUGGGUAUGGCACCACCUCCUCUACCAGGCAUGAUGCCACCUCCACCUCCCUUACCCCAUCAGGCGGUUGCAGCAGUGGCGGCGCAUCAUAUGGCUUCAAUGAUGAAUACUAUGAUGCCGCCUCCACCACCUGUAACACCAACACCGCAAGGUAGCCUUCAUCCACCACCUCCCCCGCCAGUUCCUCCGCCGCACAUGCAACCACCACCACCGCCACCGGCGCCGCCACGAAUGAUGCCGCCUCCGCCACCAUGGCAACCUCAAGGGGGUCCUGGUGGCAAUAUCCUCCACCUCCACCACCUCAACAUUUUGGAAGUAACUUCAAUGGUCGUCCACCUCCACCACCGAAUUGGAGACCACCCCCACCAGGAUUCAGACCACCACCACCUCCUGGAUUUAGACCGCCACCACCACCUCCAGGAAAUAAUUAUGCUCCACCACCACAAAAUUUCAAUGAUAACUUUUCUUACUGAUAAAAUCAACAAUGUUAGACAUAUUUAUAUAAAUAUGUGAAGGGAUAGCGCAUUGGAAUAUGAAUAUGUUUUGAAUGUGAUUUGAACGAGUACUUUUGUAUGUUAUGCUGAAUAAAUA